CUACUUCAUAUUUACUUUUCGUGCCUCUACUACCUAUCUAAUAUCUAUUUUUGCAAUAAAAAUAAAGCAAUUUAAUACUUAUUUUUAUUAAAUAAAUUAGGAAUACAUCAUUUUAAACACAUUAUGUUUAGUCAAGCUUAUAAGUUUGGUUGUUGUAUUUAAAGUAUUUGUAAGUUUUUGUUUAGAUAUAACAUUGAUAGUUCUUCAUUGCUGUAUAAAUAAUCUGAUGUGGCCCAAUCAUGUUAAGUUACAAUAGUGCCUAGAUUGUCCAUUUACUGAAUUUACUACCUAAGUUUUAUUAUGCAAUUAUUGUGAUCAACGCUGCUUAACAUGGCAUAUCAAACACUUUUACAAGAAUAUAUGCUUGUGCCACCUGUAACAAGAGUUUACACUACUGCUUGUGUGAUUACUACUUUGGCUGUGCAAUUGGAUCUUGUGUCACCAUUCAACCUAUAUUUCAAUCCAAUAGUUAUUCUCAAGAAUUACCAAUUAUGGAGACUAAUUACAACAUUCCUAUUCUUUGGGAACUUAGGAUUCAACUUUUUUUUCAAUAUGAUUUUUACAUAUAGAUAUUGUAGGAUGUUGGAGGAGGGCUCAUUUAGAGGAAGGACUGCUGAUUUUGUUGUUAUGUUCAUUUUUGGUGGAGUUUUAAUGAUUCUAUGUGCAUUCUUUGUUAAUUUAUUAUUUUUAGGACAAGCUUUUACUAUCAUGAUCGUAUACAUAUGGUCAAGACGUAAUAUAUAUGUAAGGAUGAACUUUUUUGGGUUAAUGAAUUUCCAGGCACCAUACUUGCCCUGGGUAUUACUUGGUUUCUCAGUUUUAUUAGGAAAUGCAAUAUCUGUGGAUUUGGUUGGAAUGGCCAUCGGUCACAUUUAUUUCUUUAUAGAAGAUGUUCUUCCACGUCAAAGAGGCGGCCAAAAAAUAUUAAUAACACCUAUGUUUUUAAAGAAACUGUUUGAUCCAGCUCCUGAAGAGGCAGAUUAUGUGACAUUACCAGAUUUUGCUAAUGUUCGACCUGGAGGAUUUAACUGGCAAAAUGAGAACCGUGAAGUACCAGAAAAUGAUGAAGGAAAUAGAUAAAAAUGUUCAAAUUUUAAACAAUUAAUAAAUUAAUAUAUGAAGCCAAAUAUUUAUUUUAUGAAUUUCUCUAUUUUAUGUACACUUACAAAAUAUUAAAUUGUAUGUCUUCUA
Molecule: messenger RNA, 1191 nt
Organism: Vanessa atalanta (red admiral)
Lineage: Eukaryota; Metazoa; Arthropoda; Insecta; Lepidoptera; Nymphalidae
Gene: Der-2
Product: derlin-2
Exons: 5
Coding region: 331-1080 (249 amino acids)
Biological process (GO): endoplasmic reticulum unfolded protein response
Cellular component (GO): Hrd1p ubiquitin ligase ERAD-L complex; endoplasmic reticulum membrane
Molecular function (GO): misfolded protein binding; ubiquitin-specific protease binding
Source: RefSeq, a predicted model, not a curated record